Molecule: messenger RNA, 976 nt
Organism: Camelina sativa (false flax)
Lineage: Eukaryota; Viridiplantae; Streptophyta; Magnoliopsida; Brassicales; Brassicaceae
Product: peptide methionine sulfoxide reductase B9
Biological process (GO): response to oxidative stress; protein repair
Molecular function (GO): peptide-methionine (R)-S-oxide reductase activity
Source: RefSeq, a predicted model, not a curated record
UGAGCUAGAAAAUGGAAGUGGGUGAAGACAACACCACAAGUCCACUAGAAAAGAUGUACUACAUAAGUCCACACAAUAGUCUAAUCGAUCAGAAAGCAAAGCCAACACACUCUACUGUUUAAGAAACAGUUGCAGAGAGAUUACUAUGUUGUGAAUGAACUCAAACUUCCCUGUUUUGUCUCUGAAACAAGAAAACAUCCAUUGUGGAAGCCGGAAGGGAGGCUUGCUUUGUGUUUAUGUUAAUGAUGUAAUUCAUCAACUAAACACUUAUCCAGGCAUUUAUCUAUCGUAAUCAUGCUAACAUCCGCAACAUUGGUGGCUCCAUCAACUGGAUCUUUCCAAAAAAAAGAUCAAGAGUGGCGUGCAAUUUUGUCUCCUGAGCAGUUUAGAGUUCUCAGGGAAAAGGGCACAGCAGGUCGAGGUAAAGGAGAGUAUACCAAACUGUUCGACGACGGAACCUAUAGUUGUGCUGGCUGUGCAACUCCUCUUUAUAAGUCCACCACUAUUAAGUUCGACUCUGGUUGUGGCUGGCCUUCCUUCUUCGAUGCUAUCCCUGGUGCCAUUAAACAAACGCUAAUUGACAUAUCCUUUUGUGACUCACAAUUGUUUUAGUAAAAAAAUGAUUGUUAUCGAAACAAGUUUUAUGUGUAUAUUAUAUAUAGCAGCCCGAGGCAGGAGGGAGAAAAAUGGAGAUCACGUGUGCGGUAUGUGAUGGACAUUUAGGUCAUGUUGUCAAAGGAGAAGGUUUUCCCACAGCGACCGAUGAGCGUCACUGCGUCAACAGUGCUUCUCUCAAGUUUUCCGAAAUUUCUUCCAAAUAAAUCGAUAUAUCCAUAUCGAUGACCGCUCUUGUUCGACCAAUUCACCGUUCAUGAUAAAUUUGGAGAUCAAGUGUGAUCGUUUGAGAUUGUUAUGUUAUAUUAUGUCACGUUCCUAGCUAUAGUUAUUGUUGGGAUACAAACAAUGUCUCACAUCU